Molecule: messenger RNA, 1739 nt
Organism: Linepithema humile (Argentine ant)
Lineage: Eukaryota; Metazoa; Arthropoda; Insecta; Hymenoptera; Formicidae
Gene: Vti1a
Product: Vesicle transport through interaction with t-SNAREs 1a
Biological process (GO): vesicle fusion with Golgi apparatus; intracellular protein transport; Golgi to vacuole transport
Cellular component (GO): SNARE complex; ER to Golgi transport vesicle membrane; Golgi apparatus
Molecular function (GO): SNARE binding; SNAP receptor activity
Source: RefSeq, a predicted model, not a curated record
UGAGCAAAAGGUUUGUUCUGUUGCGAUAUCGCCUUACGUUUUACACUCGGAAUCGUCAUCUGGUUCGCGUCAGUAGUCAAUGGCACACCUGUGUCCAACAUGGCGUCGCUCAUUGACAACUACGAGCAGCAGUACGCCGUUUUGACAGCUGACAUCACUGCGAAAAUCGGCCGGAUAAGAAUCCAGAGCGGCAGUGAGAAAAGGGCUUUUAUUCAGGAUGUGGACCGGCAAAUUGAAGAAGCUCAAGAACUGCUGGAGCAAAUGGAGCUGGAGGUACGCGGGAUGAACGGAACGGCUCGCGAUCGUCUACGCGGUCGCGUUGAAAGUCACAGAGCGGAAUUGAAGCGCUUGACGCAAGAAUUUCAAACGGCGAAGAAACCAAAGGAGGACGUCACGGAAAUCACGAUGGAGGAAUCUUGGGACAAUAACGUAACGGAAGACCAAAGGAAAAGACUGUUGGACUCGUCCGAGAGGAUAGAACGCUCGGGGCGAACGCUACAGAAUGGUUAUCGCAUGGCGUUGGAAACAGAGGAAAUCGGUUCUCAAGUGUUAAAGGACCUUCACGAACAGCGAGAAACGAUACAGCGAAGCAGAGGAAGGUUACGAGAAACAGACGCGGAGUUGGGGCGUGGAUCUCGGUUAUUAUCAGGAAUGAUCUUCCGAAGCCUCCAACAGAGAGUCGUUUUAGCAACGGUGGCAUUAGUACUCAUAAUUGUUGCAUGCAUUGUGAUAUAUUAUAGCUUUAAGUCUAAGAGUUAAGGAACAGACACUUCCUUCGGCCAGAUCCAUUCGUAUAGUUUGGAAGCCAUAUUUAUUAUCAGAGACUUCAAAAUGUUAUUUUUAUCAAAUUGCGAGGUUCGUUAAAUUAUUAUAUAUCAUAUCGUCUAUCCAACUUUCGAACUUGUUUGUUACAUUUUGCCUUAAGACACAUGUCUUCACUAUAUACACUUAUUCUUCGAUUCAUCGAUUUGACUAUCAGACGACUAACCUUGAUCUUCUAAGCAAAGCAGUGUUACAAGCGAGUAAACUGUAUAAAACUGGCAGAAUGUUAUCAAACAAGAACAAAAGAUCCCGUUCUCAGUGUUAUGUAAAGUCUAAUAUAAAAAAAUAUUGGCCCAUCCUCGUACGAAAAUAAAUCUUGAAACGGUUUUACGAUUCCCUUCGGAGAUAAUUAGUAAUGAAUGAUUAUCAAAUGCAAUAUUUUUAAGUGCUACGGAAAAGAUCGUAAAACCGUUUCAAUGUUGCUAUCCGGAAGCUUGGCCAGUGAUUAACAUUGCCCUGCAUUCAAGUUUCUCUAAAGACAUUUCGAACCACAAAAUAUAUUCAACGAGAAAUGUAUUUAUUAAGUAAUAUUUCAAGAUUUUCGACGUUGCUCUUCAUGUUUGAAUUAACAACUAUGUGUAACUGUUGUGAUUUUGACCAUAAUCGGGCGAGUUCAUCAACGGACUCUAUUAACUAAAAAUGCAUUCUAUAAUUCGUCUCUUACGCGAGAACAACAAGGGUGUACAUUAUUAAGAAUAUUUCAGUAGGGAUCGAAUUGUAAAUACAUACAUCACCGAGAGUAUCAAAGGAUGCUUGUAAAUGAGAGAGAGAGAAAGAGAAAAACUAGACGCGCCUAAUAAUAACUUCUUUUAUUACUUGUAAUGUUGUCCUUUACCUUAAUUAGCUUAAACGGUGCUUUUGUCUGCAUCCCUAAUGUACCUGUGAAAAUGAUACAUAAUAAAAGUUUUCGAGGGAUA